Messenger RNA from Penicillium taxi, 2391 nucleotides. RefSeq names its product fanconi-associated nuclease 1. Gene Ontology annotation, molecular function: 5'-flap endonuclease activity; 5'-3' exonuclease activity; flap-structured DNA binding. Gene Ontology annotation, cellular component: nucleus. Gene Ontology annotation, biological process: interstrand cross-link repair. The transcript is spliced from 2 exons. The coding region runs from base 1 to 2391 and encodes 796 amino acids. The record is from RefSeq and is a predicted model, not a curated record. Lineage: Eukaryota; Fungi; Ascomycota; Eurotiomycetes; Eurotiales; Aspergillaceae.
AUGUCAUUGGAGCGGUUCUGGGACACAAAGCCAUCUGCGAAGCGCCGAAAGACUUCUGGGACAGAAAAAGAUACCGAUGACACAAGUUUCAAGCCCCCAUCGAGUCCCAGUCCAUCGGAUACCAUACUAGCAGGUGAGGCCGCACCCCAGAUCUUUAGCAGCCAAACAGAUCUGGAGACCUCGCUCCCUGUAAUUCAGACGGAUACAAAUGCUAUUCAAGAAUACGAGACAUCGCACGCUGCGAAGAUCAAAGAUUCUGAUGGUUUACAUGCAAGGCUGCGCGAUAGUUCCUGGCAAAAGGGGAAAAGCUCCAUAUAUGUCGAUGCAUUCAAUUUAGCACUGGAAACAGUGCUGAAUGAAGAAUCCCAUCUCUUCAAUGAGCCGGAGUUGGGGGUAUUCCAAGAGUGGAAAAAUCUAUCAUAUGAGUCUCAAUACCUAUAUGUGCGGCUCUUCUUGCGCAAAAGCUCUGCGUGGCAUCGCAUCGACCGGCUGGGCUAUCAUUCUGACAUAUCAGACUUGUCUGUUGUUGCCACGGACCUCCAACUCGACCGUGCCUUGCCCAAAGCUGAAUAUGAAGACCCGGCUGAAUCAGAUCCUUCGGACACCUUUAGGUUUGCCGAUGGCAGUGAGGAGAUUACCACGCUAGAAGAGGCUUCGUCCCUUCUGCUACUUGACGAGCUAAAAGCCUUCGCCAAAGAAGUCAAGGCACAGGGUAAGAAUAAAAAAGACCUUCUGGCAGCUCUUUGUGAAGCUAGCCAGACACAAAGUGGCUUAGGUUUCAAGGAUCAGCAGAAAAUCCUACAGGGCAAUAGAGAUGAUCAUUUUGUGCGGAAGAUCCUAGAUUAUACCGGUCCAUGCAUUCGAAUCGCCCCCGGUCCUUGCGCUCUCUUUGAACGUGUGCAUUUGGUCUUUUACAGAUCAAGUGAGUGGACAGAGAAAUCAUUGACAACUAUAAUCCUUGCCAAAUUAUCUCGAAGAAACUUUCCGGAGUACAUUGUUUGUCGAUCAAACUCCAUUUUCGCGUCCAGGGCUGCACUGCUGGAAUUCGAGGCUGCUAUCCGGACUCAGUUUGAAAUCGACAGCAUCUUGGAGUCCAACGGCACUCCAACUACCGAAUCAUUGCAGAGAAUAAUAGACCUUGCUAAUAAAUUUCAUCCUCGAUGGCAGGAUUAUGUGAAAGAAGAACAAAAGAAGGAAGAUUGCAUAUAUGAAAGUGGCGAGGGCGCUUAUCUUCGUCGUUUCUCACCGGGCUGGGUGUACACCAGAAUCAUUCAUAAGAGCCUGACAUCCCUUGGCCGCUUCAAGGAGCACAAGCGUGAGCACGAGGUUCUUUCCGAACUUCUAUCUCAGAGACUAUUCCAUGCUGCCCGCCGCGGUGCCUGGUACCAGAGAAAAGCACUGUUAGAAGAGCACUACAUGUGGGCGCUCAUACCCGCGGAUGAACGAAAUGAGGAAAAGCAACGUAAACACUGGAAACGACAGGCAUUACACACUUGUGAAAAUGGGUUAGAGGAUCCGCUUUGCCACCUUAUAUUUCACUAUGAUUUACAGAAGCGAAUUACUAAGCUUGAGAAGGCAUUGAGGAUAGUUAAACGAGAGCAGCAUGACUUUGGACACGCAAUGUUGAGCAAACCCGCUGAGCGAACCAUCGAGGGCAUUCGUAUGGAGCGAGAUGGGCCUGCACGCAAAGGCAAGCCGACCAUCUGGAUCGAUGAAAGGGAAGGUGGUGAGUGCAGGGUGGAAAGCAUGUGUUUGAGUUGGUAUCGAGAUCAAGGCUGGAAAGGAUUUCAUUCAGAGGGAGGUAUUGUCAGGACAUUGGUGAGAGCAGCACACACUUCACACCUACAGCGUAUACUUACCAACAGGGGGGAAACACAGUUCGGCUACCUUUUCUACGAUAUCCUCUUCACUUACGUUCCAAACGUCUUCCAAACCGCAUUCCAGACAUGUCCACUCGAUCUGCACACAGACGUAUUCUUCCCAUCCCGCGCCUCAGAGAUAAAUCAUCGCCUAGUAGAUAUAACGAACGGCGGUGCAGAGCGUAUAAUUCGCGAGAUCCAUAAUCGUGAAUCAGCCGCCCAGCCUUGCGCCAUUGGCAUCGACUGGUCAUUCGAACUGGACGAUCUGGUUGAAAUCGCUCAGUGUUUCCGAGGCGAGGCUCUUGCUACCAUUUGUAAGGUUUUGGCACAGGAAUACCAGCAGCGCGGAGGCGGAAUCCCAGAUUUGUUUCUGUGGAAUCCUGAGACGAAGACUGUUUUGUUUUCUGAGGUCAAGUCGGAGAAUGAUCGGCUUAGUGAUACUCAACGGCUUUGGAUUCAUAUUCUUCAUUCAGCUGGGGUACAGGUUGAGUUGUGUAAUGCUGUUGCGAGGGAGGUGAGACGAACUAAAUGA